AGACCAUAAAGCAAUCACUUAGACAGAUCUGCGAGUAUAUUUUCAAAGUAUUUGUAUCGAUUUCUCGUUUCUCGUUCUGCAAUUCCUCCAUCUUCUCUUCGGUGAGAGCUCUUCAGCUCUAAGAUCUUGGUGGGCAGCAAGUUGCUGCGGGACAAGGAUUCUAACAUGCACUCUUUGCUAAUCGCCGAGAUCCAGUCGCACAUUGCGAUAGGCCAUUCAGCCCAUUACUGUAUCUUUUGAUGAUGUGCCUGCUAAUCAUUCAUGACCUGACGGAUCAUGAGGACAAACGUGGGUGGUAGUCCUAGGCAGUUCAAAGUUUCACUUGGCCUGCAUGUUCGGCACAAGCAUAGAAGAACUAGGACAACGGCAGAGGAGAACAAGGCACUCGAUGUUCGUCUAUUACGAAAUCCUCCCGGCAGAGCGGUUGUUCCAUACAGCCCCAAGACUGAAUUGGAAGAUUCAAACCUCCGGUUCUUGAUUUACCACUUUGUUACGGUAGUUUCUGCAUCGAGCGUCACAAACGUUGGUCCCCGAUUCGAAUGGUUUCCCCUUGCUGUCAGGGAUGAAGCGUUCUUCCAUGCUGUCAUCUCCUCGACGUCCAGCCAUGCUGCAUACCUACAGCAAGUCGAACUUCCUGCGAACUUCUACUUCCAUCGUGGUACAGCGAUUCGACUAUUGAAUAGGAGGAUUGAAAGAGGAGCACACGAUGAAGGGACAAUAAACACCGUUGCAGUAUUCUCUCAGCAAGAAAGUUUCGAGGGACGGGCCGAGACAGCGUUGACGCACGUCCACGGCUUACUGUCUAUCGUGUCGGCCGCUGGAGGCCCCCAUUCUGAGAAGCUUAGCCCGCACACCCGCAGGCAUAUCUACCUAACCGAUCUUGCAGCAUGCAUAGCCUUGAAGAGCAAGCCACUUCUGACCCCGGCGUUGGAUGUCUCAAAUCCUGAGAAGUAUUUCCGGAAGCCAAGUGUAUUGACUGCAUCCCACGCAAGGACGUUUGGAGCCCGACUUUAUAAUUACACCAACUCAACACUUUCUGACCACGCAGUAAACGUGCUUUGGGGUCUCCGGAAUGUUUCCAAAAUACUGGAAGCCAUUCGCAAUGGCACGGAGCAGCUUGACACUCCUUCGGCAACCGACAUUCAGUUUACUGAUCGAGUCGAAGUCCUAGAACGUCUGGUCCAUCCACUCUGGUAUAUCGAGAAUCCAGCGUCACCACAGCAUCCUAUCUUUCAAACCUUUGGAUGGACAUGUUGUAUUUAUAUCUACACAAUUUUGCGGGAAUUGCCCAAAGAACUUGGCAUGAACAUCAUGCUUGCAAAUCGGAUCAAAACUACCCUCGAAGCCUGUCAAGAUCUCAAUGUACUCCUUGCAACAUUUCAAGAUCUCCUGCUGUGGCAAAUGUUUAUUUGUGGUCGAGUCGCAGACUUCAGGGACCGUCCUUUUUUCGUCCAACAAGCAACCAAAAUACUAAUGAUACGCAAGAUUGAAAAUCCGGAGGAGAUUAUGGCUGUCACAACAGCUUUUCUUUGGCCUGAAAGAUAUGAGGGUUUUCGGAGCGAGGUUAAUGAUGAAUUUGGUGCUGAAGCAGGAAAUUCAGAUUUUAGUGAAGGGGUCGAAGAAUAUAACUGAUACCCAAUACUUGAUAUGCAAUUGGAAGCCCUUAAUUAUUGUCUCACUCAUACACUUCCUUGCUAUGGAUUGAUAAGGC
This is a messenger RNA of Mollisia scopiformis, 1711 nucleotides long. RefSeq lists its product as uncharacterized. The transcript is spliced from 4 exons. The record is from RefSeq and is a predicted model, not a curated record. Lineage: Eukaryota; Fungi; Ascomycota; Leotiomycetes; Helotiales; Mollisiaceae. The coding region runs from base 277 to 1632 and encodes 451 amino acids.